Messenger RNA from Paramecium pentaurelia, 260 nucleotides. The record is from the annotation of a GenBank genome assembly. NCBI's taxonomy places the organism in Eukaryota, Ciliophora, Oligohymenophorea, Peniculida, Parameciidae.
AUGUUGCCAAUUAAAAUAAAAGUAAAAUAUUCUAAGUUUAACUAAAGGAUAGUAUCAAUGACAUUUAUAUGUUGGCAGCUUAAUAAGGAUCUUAGUAUCACAUUAUUUUAUAUUUUAGAAUAUAAUUAAAUAGAAAUACUACUUUAUUUGUGCCAUCUAAAAAUAUAAGAAUUUUGUAAUCUAAUUGGAAUUAAAAAUUGUAUCAAAUUUUUGUGCCAAAUGAUUACAGUCAAACAAUAACAAUAGAAUUUAGUAAUUGA